Messenger RNA from Drosophila teissieri, 2445 nucleotides. RefSeq names its product serine/threonine-protein kinase hippo (gene hpo). Bases 125 to 2134 code for a protein of 669 amino acids. Lineage: Eukaryota; Metazoa; Arthropoda; Insecta; Diptera; Drosophilidae. Gene Ontology annotation, biological process: protein phosphorylation; intracellular signal transduction; protein tetramerization. Gene Ontology annotation, molecular function: protein serine/threonine kinase activity; ATP binding. Gene Ontology annotation, cellular component: cytoplasm. The transcript has 3 exons. The record is from RefSeq and is a predicted model, not a curated record.
AGGGAACUGAGAACUACCAGUGUUGGCUAGCGAUCGCGUGCGAAUAAAGAACAAAAGUGUGAUAUGUCGCUGUGAAUAGCCAAUUAUCUGUGUUUUCUCGUGCUAAAUCCGAAAGUUUUACGCAAUGUCUGAGCCAGAGGUGACCGGCGUUGUAGGUAUGAAAUCGCCCAACAUAUCCUCCUCCUGCUCGUUCUUCAAGCUGAAGAAGCUGUCGGAGGAGUCGCUACUGCAGCCGCCGGAAAAGGUCUUCGACAUUAUGUACAAGCUGGGCGAGGGCAGCUACGGAUCGGUCUACAAGGCGGUCCACAAGGAAAGCAGCUCCAUUGUGGCCAUCAAGCUGGUGCCCGUGGAGUCCGACCUGCACGAGAUCAUCAAGGAGAUAUCCAUUAUGCAACAGUGCGACUCGCCGUAUGUGGUUCGCUAUUACGGCUCCUACUUCAAGCAGUAUGACCUGUGGAUCUGCAUGGAGUACUGUGGCGCCGGCAGCGUCUCGGACAUCAUGCGUCUGCGCAAGAAGACGCUAACGGAGGACGAGAUUGCCACCGUUCUGUCGGACACACUGCAGGGCUUGGUCUAUCUACACCUGCGUCGCAAGAUCCAUCGCGACAUCAAGGCGGCCAACAUUCUGCUCAAUACCGAAGGCUAUGCAAAGUUGGCCGAUUUCGGAGUCGCCGGUCAGCUUACGGACACAAUGGCCAAGAGGAACACUGUGAUCGGAACGCCUUUCUGGAUGGCGCCCGAGGUAAUAGAGGAAAUUGGUUACGACUGUGUGGCAGACAUAUGGUCACUAGGCAUCACCGCCCUGGAAAUGGCCGAGGGAAAGCCUCCCUACGGCAACAUCCAUCCCAUGCGGGCCAUCUUUAUGAUUCCCCAGAAACCACCACCCUCGUUUCUAGAGCCUGAUCGCUGGAGUACCGAGUUCAUUGACUUCGUGAGCAAGUGCCUGGUGAAGGAGCCAGACGACCGUGCAACGGCCACUGAACUGCUUGAGCACGAGUUCAUACGCAACGCCAAACACCGAUCGAUCCUGAAGCCCAUGCUGGAGGAGACCUGUGCCAUCCGCGAACAGCAGCGCGCCAAUCGCAGUUUCGGGGGUGUCCUGGCUGCUAGUCAAGCGAAGAGCUUGGCCACCCAGGAAAACGGAAUGCAACAACACAUCAUGGACAACGCGUUCAUGGAGGAUCCGGGUACUCUGGUGCCGGAGAAGUUCGGUGAAUACCAACAGAGCUCUGCCUCGGAUGCCACGAUGAUAGCGCAUGCAGAGCAGGGCGUAGAUGAGGGCACUUUGGGGCCGGGAGGCCUCAGAAAUCUGUCCAAGGCAGCUGCUCCUGCAGCGGCCUCUUCGACAGCAUCUCCUCUGGACAUGCCGGCAGUUGACAGUGGCACAAUGGUAGAACUGGAGUCGAACUUGGGCACCAUGGUUAUUAACUCCGAUUCGGACGACUCUACAACGGCCAAAAACAACGAUGAUCAGAAGCCGCGAAACCGCUAUAGGCCGCAGUUCCUAGAGCAUUUCGAUCGCAAAAAUGCGGGAGAUGCUCGUGGCGAUGAUAAGGCUAUAGCCACCGAGUAUUCUCCAGCAGCAGCAGAGCAGCAGCAACAACAACAGCAGCAGCAGCAACAGCAGGAGGAACAGCAUCUGGCCAGCGGGGCCAACGAUUUGAACAACUGGGAGCACAACAUGGAAAUGCAGUUCCAGCAGAUCUCCGCCAUCAAUCAGUAUGGACUGCAGCAGCACCAGCAGCAGCAGCAAGUUCUCAUGGCUUAUCCCCUGAUGAACGAACAGCUCAUCGCGCUCAACAAUCAACAGAAUGUGCUGCUCAGCAACGCAGCGCCAAUGGGCCAGCAGGGAAUACCGGCAGCAGCUGCGGCCCCAGCUCAACCGCCGCCCGCAUAUCAGAAUCUGCAUAUGCAUACGCAAUCGCACGCCUACGUGGAGGGUGAGUUUGAGUUCCUCAAGUUCCUCACCUUCGACGAUCUGAACCAGCGGCUGUGCAACAUCGAUCACGAGAUGGAGCUGGAGAUUGAAGAACUAAACAAGAAAUACAAUGCCAAGCGGCAGCCAAUUGUUGACGCCAUGAAUGCGAAGCGCAAACGGCAACAGAAUAUCAAUAAUAAUCUGAUUAAGAUAUAGAUGAUACCGAUACUGACUCUUACAGACUCGUUAUCUGUAACCACUUGAAAUUAUUCGUGUAUUGUGCAAAUUUAACCCGGUGGAAAGGUCUAAAAUCAAUCACAAGAAAUGAAAACACAAAAGCUUUAUUGUAAAAUGCAGAGAAACCAGAAAAGAGAAGUGAUCGGCAGUAUCUUCCAGCACGAAAUCGAAUUUUCAAUUUCUUUCAUCUUUGUUUUCAUUACAUUUAUGUUUGUUUUCGUAUGUCCUACCUUCCAUUGAUCUGUCUUUUAAUAUAGGUAUGCUCGAAUAAAAUUUAUUUUGCGUUUAUU